Messenger RNA from Frankliniella occidentalis (western flower thrips), 3240 nucleotides. RefSeq lists its product as uncharacterized. The record is from RefSeq and is a predicted model, not a curated record. The transcript has 2 exons. NCBI's taxonomy places the organism in Eukaryota, Metazoa, Arthropoda, Insecta, Thysanoptera, Thripidae. The coding region runs from base 408 to 2843 and encodes 811 amino acids.
ACAUGCUGGAGGCCCUCUAUGUCAGAAAUACAGCAUGGAGUAUGCAUUCAUGCGACUACUGUACCAGAAAUAAUUGAGAAGGUGUCUGCUAAGAAGCUUACAUUAACAACCUAUCAUUUUGGUUUGCUUUCUCUCCCUGUUUUGCUUGGGCCUGUUGAAAACAUACGGCAAUGCUUCAUUGUGCUAGAUGAGCAGCGGUGGGAAGUUGACAGUGUUUUUGAAGCAGUUUUUGGAGUGUUCCGCAUGUCCUUUGGACUUCAUUCAAACUUCCCACCUGAGGCUCGUCAUGCUUGGCUGUUUGUUCAACAAACAUUGUUUAAUAUUCAAACUGCUAAUGACUAUCAGAAGUACCCAAGAUUGAAAGCUACAAUUGCUGCUCGUCUUAAGGAAUUUUCUCUACUCUCAUCAUGAAGUGCCCACACUGCGAUGUGCUUGUAGUGUCUGUGGAUGCAUAUUUAGCACACAAGAAAAUAUCUCAUCCAACUAAGGACUUCGUGUGUUUACGGUCUUGUGGUAGGCACUAUCCUCAGCCUCAAUCUUUUAAACAACAUUUUUCAAAGACUUGUCCAAAAUUGGUGUUCAAUGUGGAAACUCCUACUUCAGAGACUCCUAGUUCUAAUGAGACUCCUAGUUCUAAUGAGACUCCUAGUUCUAAUGAGACUCCUAGUUCUAAUGAGACUUCUAGUACUGCUAUUUGUGAGAAUGAUUCUUCUGGGCAUAGCUCUGUUAACUUUACUGAAAAAUUGCAAUCUGAAGCAGACACAGUUGUCAGUAGAUUGUAUUCCAAAUCCAAACUGCCUCGCCAGUAUGUACAAGAAAUAAUUGAAGAAGUCAGUGCAUUUUUACAAAACACACUUGUUAAUUAUAAGAAUGCCAUUGCAGACAAAUUUGAUGAUAACAAUGAAGUUUUAAAUGCACUAUCUUCUGAAAUAUGUCAAUUUAAAGAUCCAUUCUCUCACUUGUCUACAGAAUACCGUCGACUGAAAUAUUUUAAAAACCUUGGAGACUUCAUUCCUCCUGUUUCAUAUCAGAUUGGGAAAUUGGAUUAUACUGUUAGUAGUGACAAUGGUCCUGUUUUGAAAACUAAAACAUGUACUGGUCAAAGUGUGCCAAUACAUAUUGUUUUAAAAAAGUUUCUUGAAGUUCCCAAUAAUUUUAGUACUAUUGUUUCUCAUAUGAAAUCCUUAAAAAAUGGUAAUGGUGAUUUUAAAACCAACUUCAUACAGUGUAAACUUUGGGAGAAACGGCGUGCUAACUUUUCCACCUCUGAUAUAGUACUGCCUCUUCAUACUUAUUAUGAUGAUUUUCAAUGCAACAAUUCACUCGGUUCCCAUGUUCUCAAUUUGGGUGGUGUUUAUGUUCAAAUCCCCUGCCUCCCAGAGGAGUGUCAGAGUGCUGUUGAGAACAUUUUUCUUGCUCUUCUGUUUGAAUCAGAUUAUCGGUCCAAACUUUCUGAUGAAAAAGUCUUUGCUCCACUAAUUUCUCAAUUGAUUCAUCUAGAAAAAAACGGUAUUCUUAUUGAUCUUCCAGAAGGCGAGGUGAGAGUUUAUUUUGUAACAGGUUUACUUCUGGGUGACAAUAAGGGUCUUAACUCCAUAUGUGGUUUCACUGAUUGUUUUUCGGCACUCUUUUGCUGCCGCUUUUGUAAGUGUCACAAAAAUGAUCUGCAUUUUCAAACUUCUGAGAACAGUGCCCUCCUAAGAACUGAAGAUUCUUACAACAUUGAUGUAGAAAUUAAUGAUGUUUCUGCCACUGGGGUUCUAAAGAAUUCUGUUUUUAACAAGCUACCAUCUUUUCAUGUAUGCUCUAAUUUCAGUGUUGAUAUUUUUCAUGAUUUGAACGAAGGUUGUUGUUCUUACGUAAUGAUUCAUGUUUUGAAACAUUGCAUUCCUGAAUAUUUCAGUCUUGAACUCUUGAAUGAUAGAAUUAAGCUACUUGCAUAUGGGCCUUGUGAUUCAAAUCGCAUGCCUCAAGUCUCUCUUGGUAAAGCUAAGUUGCGAAUGUCCGGAUCUGAAAUGAUGAUGUUUGUUCAAAUGUUUGGGCUGUUGGUCGGUGACAAAGUUCCAAACUAUGACAGACAUUGGGGCUUAUAUUUAAAGCUUCGUAAAAUUGUAUCUCUUUGUUUAUCUAAAUCAGUACCUGUGCACCAAUCUGUAUACUUAAAGGUCCUCAUUGAAAAAUUCAAUACUUUAUAUGUGGAAGUGACAAAUGAUAAUUUAAAACCAAAAUUUCAUAAUUUGGUUCACUACCCAACUAUUUUAAAGGAAAGUGGGCCAGUUUCUCAUCUCACUACUAGUCAUUUUGAACGCAAGCAUCGCACACUUUUGAUGCCUGCUCACGCUACUGAGUCACGCAGGAAUAUAGCUCUAACUGUGUCUAUACAGCAUCAGCUACAGCAGUGUUACCGGUUUCGAUCAAAAAUGCCUUUGUUGCCUAAAAUCAAGUAUGGCCAUCUGUGUGAGGAAUUUCUGUCUGAUCUUAAAAAUACUAGUUUUGUGGAAUCUUUACCUACUAGUAUGCAGAGUCUUAAGUCUUUUGUUACCACCAGCUGGGUUAAUAUUAAAGGCACUAAGUAUGCCCCUGGAAUGGUGCUCCUGUUGAAAGCAGAGCCUGUAUCAUUUGGCCUGUGUGAAGCUAUACUUGUUCAUGAUGAUGACAUCAUUUUUAUAUUUUCUCGUUUGAUCACUAUUGGUUUUGAUGACCAUAUUGAUGCAUAUGAAAUUAAUUUCUCCAAUGAAUGGUCUAGUAUUAAGGUGAAUGAAUUGUAUGAUUACUUACCAUUAAGUAUCCACACAUCAUCUAGUCUUGAUAAAAGUUAUGUUUUACCUAGAUAUCAAUUGUAAUUUAUUGUGUAUCGUGUGCUGUUUUUUGAUAUGUUUUUCUAUAAUAUAUUUGAAUUAUAAGUCUUGUUUUCUAUUUAACUGUUUUAUUCAAAACUACCCAUUAAUACUACUAAAGUCCAAUACUAGAAUUUUCUGAAGCAGAUUCCUAAGCUCAGCAGUGCCUAUGCACUGAGCCAGUAAUGCGUUUGUCUGGAACUACCAUUGAGAUGUAGGUCCCUCAAUGAAACACGACUCUUUGCGUGUUGCGAUGGCAUUCCCUCUAUCGGCGGAAGUAUAUAGUUCAACUCAUAUGAUGGUUUUGUCUGAAGCAGAGAAAACGCCGAUGAACUGAGGUAGACUAUCUGCUCUGUUUACGAGAAUUAAGGCAGAUUCGCUAGAACAGCGAAGACAGGCAUGG